ACUUUCGUGCUCCUCGAAAUAAGCGUCCGAGAAAAAUGUUCAAGCCAGUCGUAGUUUGUGCCGCCCUCCUGUUUGUCGUCGCGUCCGCAGAUGAGGACACGGUCGUGAGGAAAUCCGUCGUCGAUUGCAUCAAUAAGGACAUUCUUGCUGCCAACACCGAAUCUUGGAAGCUUCCUGAGGCUGAUAUUAAGAUCUUCACCAACAUCAUCGACAAAGAGAUCAUGAAGGAGCCUCUCUGCAAAAAGACUCUCCAAGAGCAGAUGAAAAUCAUCGACGAAAUCCACGAAGCUACUAAGAAAGAGCUGCCCCAUGUCGAUCAGAAGACCAUCGACAAAAUGAUCGAUCUCCUCAAGAUCAAGGGCAAACACUGCACCGAACUCGUUAAGAAACACUGA
Molecule: messenger RNA, 395 nt
Organism: Galendromus occidentalis (western predatory mite)
Lineage: Eukaryota; Metazoa; Arthropoda; Arachnida; Mesostigmata; Phytoseiidae
Exons: 4
Coding region: 36-395 (119 amino acids)
Source: RefSeq, a predicted model, not a curated record